AUGGUACUGGAAGGAAACCCUGAAGUGGGGUCCCCCCGGACCUCAGGCCUCCGGCACCCUGGGAGCAAGAGCUGCUGUGUCCUCUCGUCUCCAGUAGAAGAUGCCCAGCCAGGGGAGGAGCCCCUCAAAUAUGGUGAACUCAUCGUCCUGGGAUGCUGUGAGGAAGGAGGUGAGGAAACCGAGGCUCAGAGAGGGGAAGUGACUGGCCCGAGGGCACACAGCUGCUACAACGGGUGCCUGGCAAGUGGGGACAAGGGCCGCCGGCGGAGUCGCCUGGCGCUGAGCCGCCGGCCGCAUGCCAAUGGGGUGAAGCCGGACGUCAUGCACCACAUCUCCACACCGCUCGUGUCCAAGGCCCUGAGUAACCGCGGCCAGCACAGCAUCUCGUACACCCUUUCCCGGAGCCACUCUGUCAUAGUGGAGUAUACGCAGGACAGCGACACAGACAUGUUCCAGAUUGGCCGCUCCACUGAGAAUAUGAUUGACUUUGUGGUGACAGACACGUCCCCCGGAGGUGGGGCCGGUGAGGGCCCCUCCGCCCAGAGCACCAUCUCCCGUUAUGCCUGCCGCAUCCUCUGUGACCGCCGACCGCCCUACACUGCCCGUAUCUAUGCCGCUGGCUUCGAUGCUUCCAGCAACAUCUUUCUUGGAGAGCGGGCAGCCAAGUGGCGGACACCCGACGGCCUGAUGGACGGCCUGACCACUAAUGGGGUCCUGGUGAUGCACCCGGCCGGUGGCUUCUCCGAGGACUCGGCCCCGGGGGUCUGGCGGGAGAUCUCGGUCUGCGGUAACGUGUACACGCUUCGGGACAGCCGCUCGGCCCAGCAGCGGGGGAAGCUGGUGGAAAACGAAUCCAACGUGCUGCAGGAUGGCUCCCUCAUCGACCUGUGUGGGGCCACGCUGCUGUGGCGCACGCCGGCCGGGCUGCUGCGGGCACCGACGCUGAAGCAGCUGGAGGCCCAGCGGCAGGAGGCCAAUGCCGCGCGGCCCCAGUGCCCCGUGGGGCUCAGCACCCUGGCCUUCCCCAGCCCCGCCCGAGGCCGCACAGCCCCUGACAAGCAGCAGCCCUGGGUCUACGUCCGCUGCGGCCACGUCCACGGCUACCAUGGCUGGGGCUGCCGGCGGGGGCGGGGCCCACAGGCCCGCGAGUGUCCACUCUGCCGCCUCGUGGGGCCCUACGUGCCGCUGUGGCUGGGCCAGGAGGCCGGCCUCUGCCUGGACCCCGGGCCACCCAGCCAUGCCUUUGCGCCCUGCGGCCACGUCUGCUCCGAGAAGACCGCCCGCUACUGGGCCCAGACCCCACUGCCCCACGGCACCCACGCGUUCCACGCCGCCUGCCCCUUCUGUGGGGCCUGGCUGACCGGUGAGCAUGGCUGUGUGCGCCUCAUCUUCCAGGGGCCGCUGGACUAGGCCCCCCUGCUGCCGCGCCUGCUGCCCACCCAAGGCACCUACUCCCCGCAGCCCAGAGGAGCUCUGUACGUGGGACCCAGCCCACCGGCUGACAGAUGUCCCAGAUGGAUGUGGUGGUCCCAGCCUGGUAGGUGGGCUGCGUCCCUCCCCCUGGAUGGGAUCCCGAGAUCCUGGUCCCAGGCAGACUGCACCAGCUCCGGCCUGAAACGAUGGAUGAAGAGUGGCCCGGUUUGCCUAGCCCUUCCUGGGGCGUCCCCCUCAAGCCGCCUAUACUGUGCCUCCAGGGGAGUGAAGGGGCCCGGGACCCUGACCCCAACUCAGGUUGGCUGCUGCCCCAGCUCCAGACACUCGGUCCAGCUGCCACCCUGGGUUCUUGUAUAAACCUCGUGCUCAGCUGCCCGCAGUCCCUUGGGUCCCUCAUGCAUGCAACGCCUGCCGCCUGAGCCAGCAAUGCAUGGGCAGCAGGCUGGGACUGGCGUUCGCUGCCACCUGCCACGAGCUGGACUCCGUGCCCAGUGGGCGCUGGCGACAGAGACAAUGAGACCAGUUCCCCCACCUGGUGGAGUCUGCAGCCUACAAGAGGGCAGGCCACAUGACCAGGUGCCAGCCUAGCUUCCUCUGGGCUAGAACCAGAGGUGCCAGGGGGAGCGGAGCGGGGCCCACUGCCUGGUGGGGAGGGGAAAAACCUUGGUGGUCGAGCCCGAGCUGCCAGGCCCACCAGGCUAGCUGGCUGGCAGCUCUGGGCAGAGUGGGAGCCUGCUGAGGAAGUAAAUAAGCAAAGUGGCUGGCACCUGGGCUGCAGGUGGGCAGAGAGGGGGCUGGGACAUGGGGUGGGCCAUGCUGCUGGGGGAAGAUGCUGGAGGGGGA
Molecule: messenger RNA, 2277 nt
Organism: Echinops telfairi (small Madagascar hedgehog)
Lineage: Eukaryota; Metazoa; Chordata; Mammalia; Afrosoricida; Tenrecidae
Gene: PELI3
Product: pellino E3 ubiquitin protein ligase family member 3
Exons: 7
Coding region: 1-1410 (469 amino acids)
Biological process (GO): protein K63-linked ubiquitination; regulation of Toll signaling pathway
Molecular function (GO): protein binding; ubiquitin protein ligase activity
Source: RefSeq, a predicted model, not a curated record